Messenger RNA from Punctularia strigosozonata HHB-11173 SS5, 3125 nucleotides. Its product is annotated as spliceosome complex protein. Gene Ontology annotation, cellular component: U2-type catalytic step 2 spliceosome; post-mRNA release spliceosomal complex; Prp19 complex. NCBI's taxonomy places the organism in Eukaryota, Fungi, Basidiomycota, Agaricomycetes, Corticiales, Punctulariaceae. The record is from RefSeq and is a predicted model, not a curated record. Gene Ontology annotation, biological process: generation of catalytic spliceosome for first transesterification step; mRNA splicing, via spliceosome. Gene Ontology annotation, molecular function: protein binding. Bases 1 to 3021 code for a protein of 1006 amino acids. The transcript is spliced from 7 exons.
AUGGCUUCCAACGACGCAGUCACGGUAGAAAAUCUCGCGGCACAAUUCCCGCUAACGUUUCCUGUACCCUCGCCAACGACACACUCGGAAUUAUUGACCCCCGGCGACCUCAACCGGGAGGAGGACCUCCUGCGCAACCCACAGUCUUUCAGGCAUUGGUGGACUGCCAUCAACAAUGUCAAAGACAACUAUCGUGCUCUGCAACGGAGCGGGCAGGAAAAGCUGGAUGUCUCGCCCGAGGUUGCAGCCCUCCUCGGCCCGCUUGCUUCGCCGCUCUCCAGGAUCACACUCCAGCGGUUGACCUACCUGUAUGAAGGUGCGCUGAGGUACUUUCCGGGGAGCUUCAAGCUGUGGAGAAGUUAUCUGGCAACGAGGAUGAACUUCGUGUUGGGAAAGCUGGAGACAAAGAAACGGGCCGGGGGUCGGAAGAAACUCCCGGAGAUGAAGGACGCAUUGGAGGAGGAGAGGGAGGAGCUGGAGAAAUGGACAGGAGGCUUGGAUGGGAUCGUCGGCUGGGAGGAGUGGAAGUCCCUAAUAGCGACGUUCGAGCGAGCGCUCAUGUGGUUGCCGAAGGCACGUCCGCGUUCACGUAGUUCGUACUUCCCUCGAUUAUGGCUCAUGUACCUCUCCAUCUUCUUCCAUCCAUUCUGCCCUCCUCAAAUUUCGCAUACACACGCUCGUCGGACAUACGACCGUGCCCUUCGCACGCUUCCUCCCUCUCUCCACCACCGCAUAUGGGUCCGCUACCUUCUAUGGGCCGAGCGGCAAGGUGGCAUUACCACUGUCGCCAUAUUCCGUCGCUACCUCGCCGUCGACCCCAGCGUCACCGAGUAUUACACGGCGCUGCUUCUUGCCGAGAACAACCCUACGCCGCGGCCGCUCGAGGCCGCUAAGCUGCUCCUCAGUUUGGCACGAAAAGCUGCAAAGGGUCAAUAUACGAGUCCAGAGGGCAAAAGCCCGUAUCAGCUCCUGACUGAAUGGCUCGAGGUAGUCGAGAAGUACGCGGAAGAGGUCGGUUUGGACGUCGAGGACACCGACGCAGCGGGGAAACAGGCCGCCCAGGUCGAAGAGGCGAAAAAGGAGGUCGAUCAAGCCACUUCAGAGCCCGCAUCGGUGCAUGGCCAAUUGAUCCGCAUAGCCGGUCCACCCGUCACCGUCAACGCCGACGGCACCGCUGUCCGGCCGUACGACGAGGACGAAGACCCUACCUCUUCCCGCAAGCUCAACAUCGAGCGCAUCAUACACGAAGAUGGCCUUGCCGUCUACAAAGACCAAGCCGGCCGUCUCUGGACCGGCCUCGCCACGUAUUGGAUCAAGCGCGCUGAAUUUGACCGCGCGAAGGCAACGUUCGAGGCUGGGCUUGCGUCCGUGCUCACGAUCCGCGAUUUCACGCAGAUCUUCGAUGCGUACGCCGAGUUCAGUGAGAGCCUGAUCAGCGCGAUGAUGGAGAGCAUCGCGGAGCCGGACGAGGAUGAAGACGAGGAGAGCGCACAGGAGACGGAGAAGGAGCUCGACGAGAAGAUGCGGGAGUUUGAGCAGCUAAUGGAUCGCCGGCCGUUCUUGCUGAACGACGUGCUACUACGGAGAAAUCCGAAUGACGUCCAGGAAUGGGAGAAGAGGCUGGCGCUAUGGGGAGAGGACGAUGACAAGGUUGCGGAAACAUACAAAAAAGCUAUCGAGACCAUCAACCCCCGUAAAGCCACGCCAAACCUCUACCGUAUCUAUGUCAACUUCGCCAAGUUCUACGAAGAGGGUGGCGUAUCAGGCAAGGCUGAGUCGGAUAUCAUCAGCGCUCGCAAGGUGUUGGAGAAGGCCACGAAGGUCCCCUUCAAGACCGUAGAAGACCUUGCAGAAGUUUGGUGUGAAUGGGCGGAGAUGGAACUGAGGCAUGACAACUACGACGAAGCGAUUCGGGUGAUGCAACGGGCGGCUGCUGUGCCCAAAAACACCAAGAUCAACUACCACGAUCAGACGCUUCCCGUACAGGCUCGCCUGUUUAAGUCACUCAAGCUUUGGUCAUAUUACGUCGACCUUGAAGAGGCUAUUGGCACCGUCUCCACCGCCAAGGCCGUCUACGAGAAGAUCCUUGAGCUUCGGAUUGCCAACGCGCAGAUCAUCGUUAACUAUGCAGCCUUCCUCGAGGAGAACAAGUACUUUGAGGAGAGCUUCAAGGUGUAUGAGAAGGGCGUGGAGCUGUUCACCUAUCCGAUCAGCUUCGAAAUUUGGAAUAUCUACCUCAGCAAAUUCGUCAAGCGAUAUGGUGGAAGCAAGCUCGAACGAGCGAGGGAUCUGUUCGAGCAAGCGCUUGACAAAUGCCCGCCGAAGUUCUGCAAACCGAUUUUCCUCAUGUACGCUCAGUUGGAGGAGGAAUACGGUCUCGCGAAACGAGCGAUGGCAGUGUACGACCGUGCCACGGGGGUUGUGCAAGAUGAUGACAAAUUCGAGAUGUUCACAAUUUACAUCGCGAAAGCCGCCUCGAAUUACGGCCUCCCUGCCACCAGGCCCAUCUACGAGCGUGCCAUCGAAGUUCUUCCCGCCCGGCAAACAGCCCAGAUGUGCCUGCGCUUCGCCGCCCUCGAGCGCAAGCUGGGCGAGAUCGACCGAGCCCGCGCGAUCUACGCGCACGCCUCCCAAUUCUGCGAUCCGCGCACGAACCCGGGCUUCUGGGCGGAGUGGAACGCGUUCGAGAUCGACACGGGCAGCGAGGACACGUUCAGGGAAAUGUUGCGGAUCAAGCGGAGCGUGCAGGCGCAGUUCAACACGGAGGCGAGCUACCUCGCCGCGCAGACGGUGGCAGCGAGGGACGGCGCGUCGGCGAAGCAGCUGGAGGAGGAGAGUGCGGCGCUGGCGGAUCCGAUGGCACAGGCCGAGAAGGCUGCUGUUGCAGGCGGCGCGCCGAGUUUCGUGGCGGCGAAACAGAGCACCGGGACGAAGGAGACAGGGGAAGCUACGCCCGCUGCGUCUUCAGCUCCGGCCGGCAACGCGGAGGAGAUCCAUAUAUCAGACGACGAAGAUUUGUAACAAAACGUUGUUCGUCGUUGCCUGUGCUGUUGUAUCUGGGCAAACCUUGCGUUGCAACUCUCAGUGCUAACCUGUACAAUUGUUGUCCCGAACAUUGACACUGG